Messenger RNA from Colossoma macropomum (tambaqui), 2210 nucleotides. It is a transcript of the gene cmlc1, whose product is annotated as cardiac myosin light chain-1. Gene Ontology annotation, cellular component: myosin II complex. Gene Ontology annotation, molecular function: calcium ion binding. The coding region runs from base 1497 to 2093 and encodes 198 amino acids. NCBI's taxonomy places the organism in Eukaryota, Metazoa, Chordata, Actinopteri, Characiformes, Serrasalmidae. The transcript has a single exon. The record is from RefSeq and is a predicted model, not a curated record.
CCUGGGGGGAGCACUGUGGUGGAUUGGGAAAGGUUAUUUGAAUAUAUGAAUAUCUGAACACAUUAUAGCAUUUGUUUACUCAUUUGAAUAGUCAAAUAAGGCAUCAACAAUAUGUUAAACCUUCCAAGGUUUUUUGUUUUUAGGUGUAAAGCACCUCAUGUACUUGGCUAAAGUGAAGAUUUAUGGAAAUAACAACAGCGAAAAGUAGCAAUGCUUUGCAUUAAUGACACUGUGUGCCCUUAUAUUCACAGCAAUAUGACAUUUGUUCUCUUUGGAAUUUGUUCAGAUGGAACAAAUUGGUAAUUGGGCAUUGUUAAAAUGGAAUGGAAUAUACUUUGGGGAGUGGGGUUCAAGUAUAGUCUAUAUGUUAGAAAUGCUGGUAUACUACAGAUUUGGCAGAUGGAGAUUAGGUUAAAAUGCUGGAAUAUUCCUUUAGGUGAAUAGGAAGUUAUAAAGCAUCAUAGCAGCACAAUGACAGCUUCAUAGGAUGAUGGUUUCUUCUGAUGUAAAGCCCACCACUCCACUCCUCAGCUCCCUGGACAAUUACCUUCUCCAUUCUCUGCUUAUCUCCAAAUGCCUCAUAGCUCCUCCUUUUGUCAGCAGUCUGGGGGGAGUAUAGUAGGCCUCCAAGAAUAAUUACUCAUUUUGGCCUCAUCACUGUUUUCUUUGGCGCAUAAUGACAUACAGUGAGGAGGAUUUAAUAUUUAAAAUGACCGAAAUAACUUUGAUACAUAAUUACAUUACACAGACAUUUAGUGUGUCUUUUUACAAGAUUGAUACAAUCAUAAAAAUAAAAGCAUUAUUUGGAGCGAUGCCGAAGAAAAGGGGUGCCCAGAAUUUUGUCUUGGGAGAUUAAAGUGCAGUGAUUGUGGUGGACUAUGGGCCAGAACAAUUUACAAAUAAAGUAGGAGGGUUAUGUAUUUUAUAACAGUACACAUUUUAUUACAAUAUUCAAAAAUACAGUUUUAAAAGGAAAGUAAGAAUAGAUGGAAUGGAAAGUUGGAUAUAGUAUAAUAUGUUUGUUCUUUCAUUGGGUGAGGGAGUGGGGUUAGGGCAACUUUCUGGUGGGCUAUAUGUAAAUAUCCUCAUGGGCCAGCUUUGGCUCACAAGCCACACUUUGGGCCAUGCUGUAUAAGAAGGAUUUUGGGUUCCCUGAAGAACCUUUUAAUUGCUGGUUCUUUAAAGAGCCAUUUUUUACAUAAGAUGUGUGAGAGUAAAGAACCAUUUUAAAGUUUCUGGAACCUACGUCUAAUUAUUCUAUACUAUGAUUCCUUAUUUGUACUAUGGGAUAAGUAUCACUGGACCGAAGUAUUCCAGUAUAGCACGAGUGUCACUCCAGUCUAUUUCUAUUCACUUCCAUUUAUAGUCUGCCAGUGCUGUGGUUCUGAUAAAGCUUAUCUCACACCCUGGAAUGGAAGUAUAAAAGUGCACGGCUGGCUCAGACAACUUGCUCUUCACUCCCAUCUUCCAUUUGGUGGCUGCUUAGUGUGAACGCCAUGGCCCCGAAAAAAGUCGAACCCAAGAAACCGGAGCCCAAGAAACCAGAGCCUAAGAAAGAGGAGGCUCCAGCACCAGCUCCUGCUCCUGUCCCGGAGGAGCCCAAACAGCCUCAGCUGGACCUGAAGAGCAUUGUGUUGGAGUUCAGUCCGGACCAGAUUGAGGAGUUCAGGGAUGCCUUCACCUUAUUCGAUGAGACACCAACGGGCGAGAUGAAGAUCAGGUAUGCUCAGUGUGGAGAUGUGAUGAGGGCUUUGGGCUACAACCCCACCAACGCUGAUGUCCAUGUGGUGCUGGGGAAGCCCAAGGCAGAGGAAAUGAACAGCAAGAUGCUGGACUUCGAGACCUUCCUGCCCAUGCUGCAGCACAUCUCCAGGGCUAAGGAUCAGGGCACCUUCGAGGACUUUGUGGAAGGCCUGAGGGUCUUUGACAAGGAAGGCAAUGGCACGGUGAUGGGAGCUGAACUCCGCCAUGUUCUGGCCACUCUGGGGGAGAGAAUGACCGAAGACGAGGUUGACCGCCUCAUGAUGGGACAAGAGGACGUCAAUGGCUGCAUCAACUAUGUUUCAUUCAUCAAGCACAUCCUAUCUGGGUGAACUGGAGAAUGUCCUAGAGUUACUCAAGGACUGUUAAAACAACAACCAAAGGACUUUUAAAAGGAAAAUUUAAUAUUGGUAAACAUCAAAUAAAGAUUAUAUUAUGUCUCUACUUUA